Messenger RNA from Pseudocercospora fijiensis CIRAD86, 1380 nucleotides. RefSeq lists its product as uncharacterized. NCBI's taxonomy places the organism in Eukaryota, Fungi, Ascomycota, Dothideomycetes, Mycosphaerellales, Mycosphaerellaceae. The record is from RefSeq and is a predicted model, not a curated record. The transcript is spliced from 7 exons. The coding region runs from base 1 to 1380 and encodes 459 amino acids.
AUGAACGCUAACAUCAUCUUUCUUGCUCACGAUGAACAUGACGACCAGGAUGUUCGCAGAACCGUUCGUGUAAGGGCUGCGGAAUACAGUCACCGCCAGGGUGAUCGAAAACCGAAAGCAGGCAAAAAGCCAAAUACCAUGAAGCGAAAACCGAAACAAAGCGAUCCCAAUGAAGGCUCCUCACAACCUCAAUCGACACGAAACUCAACACCAAGCAAUGCAGCUUCCGCGGCCUCAGGAACACAGGCUGGUGAGACUGAUUCUGGGCUGGCACUUUCGCGGUCACAGAGUCCCGCUACGGGCACGGUCGGUAAUCAGAGGGAAAAUUCUUUUGUGCAGUAUCCGGUGGAGGCGCAGCCUUGGUUUGAAAGGCUGCUAGACUGGAGUGAGUCUGCUUUCACAGAGUCGUUUCACACGAUAAGAGCUAAUGUGCUAGGCUGGUCUGCGCUAGACACCACGCACGCACAGCGCCAAGAGGCAUUGCCAUGGGUCCAGCGUCUGACUAUGUCUAGCCCCUGCUACUUCUACAUGAACAUGCUCUCCGUCUCAAGUGACUUGGUUUCGCGAGGCUCUUUGAACCAGCAGAUGGUUCCUUGGCAUUCGUCGCAAGUCGUCAAGUCCAUCAACGAAGCUCUGAAUGACCGAGAAAAGGCUUUGGCAGUUGGCACCAUCCUAGCAGUGGGACGCAUAGCUUUGCACGAAAUCAUGCUUGGGGACAUUUCAGCUGGAAAUCAAUUCCAUCGACCCGCUUGGGCACGGUACGUGCGUCUCAGCUGCAUGAUUGUAAUGGCCGGAGGCCUGGAUGCACUUAAACUUCCCUCGCUCGUGCGAUCUCAUCUUGGCUGGGCGAACAGGCUAAUGACGAUGAAGACUGGAAUCAGUAUUUUCGAUCUCGAACCUGCCCUGAAGCACGAGCCGACUUUCCUGCUGGAACGGCAAGUGAGCGAAGACGUCGCUGUGCUUCAUCAGUACAUGCCAUUCUCUGCUGCGAAGCUCUGCGACAAAUUCGAAGCUGAACCAUGCGCGAGGCCUCUCCUGAAGCAUGCUUCACAACAAAGCAGAUAUUUGGCUGAUUGGAAACGAUGUCGAACGGUCAUCGAUGAACGCAGGAAAAGCUACAAAUUCAGUCAAGAGACACAGAUGAGGCAGAAGACGCUGCGUAGAUCAAAUGUCAGCCAUCAUAUCUUGUACUACCUUUAUACAACUUCAAAGGCUAUCAUUGAUCACAAAGUGUUGGUUCUCCCAGCCGCUCGACCGACUGCAAUCAACAACCCAGGCAUCUGGCAUCACCAUACUGAGCACCUGCCAUCAUCCGAGAAAGAGCUUCUGAUCCAGAUUCACGGACUUCCACUCUCAAAGGACUCUGAACUAUAUGUCUGA